This is a messenger RNA of Knipowitschia caucasica, 2013 nucleotides long. The record is from the annotation of a GenBank genome assembly. Lineage: Eukaryota; Metazoa; Chordata; Actinopteri; Gobiiformes; Gobiidae.
AUGGCGACGGCAAGAAACGGGAGAGAGCUUUUUACUAUUUUGGAAACUAGCGCGGACGCAGAAAGUAACUCUCUGUGCGUUAGUCAGGACUCUCCGCUUAAUCUGUCAGCCGAUGUGAAGUGGUUUGAGAUUCCGUACAAGAAGCCGGACUCGGAGGAAGACGAUGCGUGCGAGGCAGAGGAGGAAGAAGAAGGCGAGGGGGAGAAUGGCUUCGACGCCACGGUGGACCAGGACGCGGCCGGCGUGAGCAGCGGACUCGCCUGCAACAUCCUGGUAGUGACGGCAAGUAACGGGCUGACACAUGAAGAGGACGAUUAUGUCGAGGAUUCUUUCUACUCUACCUCUACUAACUGCUCAGAUAACACCUCCAACGACUCGGAUAUUGAUUUCUCUGAUUUGGAGGAGGAGCAGGAGCGCAGAAGUUUUUGCAGCCUGGAAGACGAGUUGGAGGUGGACUGCUCCGUGGCUGACUUCUGGGGAGAACCAGACCAGGUGAUCUCUAUUGAACCUUUCUCUGCUCCCAGCGGCCCACAGCACUCACUGGGGGACGAUGCUGACAGCCGUGACUAUUUCCGGAUACUCUUCCCAGAUUCUCUUUUUGAACACAUGGUAGAACAAACAAACAGUUACGCCCUCUAUCGGCAAAGGAGGAGUGGGAAGACAGACCCCCACUGGCACCCCACAGAUGUGAGAGAGAUGCAAGCUUAUGUAGGCUUAAACAUUCUGAUGGGUAUCAACCAGCUUCCAGACACUGGCAUGUACUGGGCCAGUGAUAUUUUCAUUGGGAAUGCAGGCUUUAAGAAAACUAUGACAGCCAGGCGUUUUGAGAAGCUCACACAAUACCUACAGCUGUGUGAGAGGGAGUCUGAGCCCGAGCGGGGGGAGCGUGGUUAUGAUGGCCUCUUUAAGAUCAGGCCUCUGUUGGACAUGCUGGAGAACACAAUGUGGGAUGCAUAUAUUCCCAACCGUUGUUUAACAGUGGACAAGUGUGCCAUUGUGGUAAAGGGACGAUUCUCCCCUGCACAGUACAUGCCCUCUAAGCCUCUAAAGAAGGGGCUGAAUGUGUGGAUGCUGUGUGACUCUAGAUCAGGGUACUGCCAUCGGACCAAGAUUUCAGUAGGAAAACCAAGGGAUGAUGAGACAGCAGCGUGCCUUGGGUACAGGGUGGUGACUUCCUUAGUGCGUGGCCUGGAGGGUCAGUACCACCACCUCUUUAUGGACAGCUUCUUCACCUCAGUGCCACUGCUCCAGAGGCUGCUACAGGAUGGACUGUACGCCUGUGGGCCCACUCAUCCUGCUCGCAAAGGGUACCCUGAGGUCCUAAGACCACGCAAUGUUGGAAAACUGUCCCAGGGUGAGUUUUACCAAUGCCAGAGGGGGAACCUGGUUGCUACAGUAACGCGUGAUGUUAAAGUGAUUAACUGUUUGUCUACCAACUCUGCUCCUGGCAUAGUGGGCAUCAGCCCAGGAAAACAACAGAGUGACACAGAGGGGGGAGGUGACAGUGACAGCGGAGACAGCUCUGGGUUUGGCUUGCCUCGACCGUUACCCGUUCUUCUAUAUCAAGAAAACAUGAGAGGCGUGGAUCUGUGUGAUCAGCUGAGAGAGUGCUAUCUAGUAGGCCGGCCUUGCAAAAAGUGGUGGCGAUAUUUCCUGUGGUUCUACAUCAACCUCUGUAUCGUCGAUGCCUACAUCAUCCAGAGGGAGAGCCGAGGGGGCACACCGCCCACGGGCUUCAAUGGAAAACAGUUCACACAGCGCCACUUCCGGGUCCGUCUGGCCCAGCAGCUGAUUGGAGACUAUCAGGGGGCUCGGGGCAUGGAGCGAGCAGCACGCAAGAGGCAUGCAGACUCCCCCAUCGAGUACGGACACAGGCUGGAGCGCAUGUCAGAGCGCUCUCGCCGCUGUAGAAACUGCACCAACAAGGGACUGAGGCAUGAAAGUGUGUUCGGCUGUAAGAUAUGCAAUGUCCACCUAUGCAGAGGCGGCUGCUUCUCUGAGUUUCACAAAUAA